Molecule: messenger RNA, 1579 nt
Organism: Monascus purpureus
Lineage: Eukaryota; Fungi; Ascomycota; Eurotiomycetes; Eurotiales; Aspergillaceae
Source: the annotation of a GenBank genome assembly
AUUCAAACGGGAUGCGGUUGGAAAGGCUUCCACAAUUGCUGGCGCUGGCGCCAUAUUUAAAAAUCCUUCCGUUAUUCUUCUUUGACAUAUUGUUGAAGUAGUACGGCGAGUGCGGUGUUCACGGCCAUUUUCCACAAUCAUUCACAAACCGAGCCCUCCGUGCCAACCCCCCUUUGGACCAGGCUUCUUCGGUUUCGAAGGUCACAGACAGAAAAUUCGUAAUAACAGCGUGUAAAUGUACAUAGCUACAUUUCUGGACAUAAAUCUGCUUCUGGACAUAUCUUGCAUAAAACAGAGCCACUUACUUCUCGUCGACGAUGUCGUUUGAGCUGAAAGAAAAGGGCAAUAAGCUCUUCAAAGAAGGUGAUUAUAGCGGUGCAGAGGAGCUGUAUUCCCAAGCAAUCCAGAAAAAUCCUCGCGAACCGACUUUCUUCACAAACCGUGCUCUUACUCGCAUGAGACUAGCAAAAUGGGCAGGCGUGGAACAGGAUGCGCGCGCUGCAAUCGAUCUGUACGCACCUAAGAAUCCAGCCAGUUUGAAGAGUCAUUACUACCUUUCACAAGCUCUAUUGAAUCUCGGGCACCCGCAAGAGGCGCAUGACACUGCAAUUGGUGCAUAUCAAAUGAGUCUGGCGACAAAGAGUCCGCAGACGGAGAAUUUAUCCAAGACCAUUCUACGCGCGAAACAGCAGAUAUGGGCUGCCAAGGAGACUGCGAGGCUUCGCGAGAUGGACGAUACACUGGCUACGACGGAGCGCUUGGUUGAGGAGGAUCUGGAAAAGGCAUUGAAUGAGCUCCAAUGCAAGCUAGAUGAGGGACAGAUCGGACAGAUAGGGUUUUUGGAAGACCAGAAAGCUCUUCGUGAAGAUGCGGAGAAGCAUAUUCAUAACUUACGAGAAGCCUUUAAGGUUGCCUCCAAGGGGGAGAUCCAAGAAAGGGCAGUGCCGGAUUAUGUUGUCGAUGGAAUCACCUUUGAGAUCAUGCAUGACCCUGUCAUCACGCCUUCUGGCACCAGCUUCGAUCGCAUCGGGAUUGUCAAAUACAUUGAACAGUCGGGAGUGGACCCCAUCACUCGGGUCCCCAUGUCUGUUAAGGAUCUCCGUCCGAAUUACGCCCUCAAGGCCGUGUGUGAGGACUUUCUCGACAAGAAUGGAUGGGCCGUCGACUGGUGAUCAAAGUGCCCAGCAAGCGUUAAUCUGUAUAGUCUUUUCCUUCCUAUUUUACAAGUCCAGUUCUCUCGUGUCCUAGCCACAUUUCCGCCUCAUGGUCUUAUUCAUUUCUCCCACUUCAUGUAUUUUUUAUUAAUUGUUUGUUGGAGGAAAUAAUACCCGUGAUCAAACGUUUUGCUCUAUUCCAUGUUGGACUGUGGCCGGUAGUUGUUCGGUUAAGCUGACGACGUUUUUUUUUUUUUUUUCUUGAUCAAUUAUUUUGAAAAUCAUGCCUAUGCGACCUUUCAUAAUACUACAUAAGGGACACUGUCAAUCUUCUGCUUUUCCCUGGAAUGGAUAUGUUGGGGAACAGAGUGAUCGAUCCUCAACGAACCGAACUGAUUUUCUCGAUGCAUCCGAGGCCUUCCCUU